Leptonychotes weddellii (Weddell seal) is the source of this 2858-nucleotide messenger RNA. Lineage: Eukaryota; Metazoa; Chordata; Mammalia; Carnivora; Phocidae. The record is from RefSeq and is a predicted model, not a curated record.
AGACCAGUGAGUGUUGGAAUCAGUGUGGGAAACAGGAAAGGGAGCUCACGAAAGAUGGGAAAAGGAAUGCUAAUCAAAAGGAGUUGUUCUUCCCAGCUUCCCCUUCCUUGCUGCCCUUAAAGACAACCCCACGAGACCAUUUCCUCUUCAUGUUAAUGUUUUUACUGCUAACCACUCUGCAGUGGUUCAUGUUGUGUCAGAAUGGAAAAGAGUGAAGUUGUGUAUGUGUUUUGAGGUGGCAUUCUGAUAUACUCCCUAGAGAAGCCCUUGUAUUACAAGGAAAUAAUGAACAUGGGCAAUGAGAAUAAUCUUUGUGUUCCCAAGUCAGUAGUUCUAGACUCAGCUGGUGGAACUGAGUCUUACACUUCAGCAUUAAAGGGUUUUCGGAUUUUAAUAGAAGAGAAGAUGUCCUGUUGGUUUACAGUGAAUACCUUCUGGUAUCUCCUCACUGUUUAUGUGUCCUCUCUGCUGGGUGUUUAUUUCACUGAAAACAGGGAAUACCCUCUUAGCACCCUGAGCUUGGCACUCUGUGUGGUGGUGAUCGGUUUCUUUGCUUCCCUCCUGGCCUAUAAGCAUGUUCCCCAUUUUGUAUUCUGAGUUCUGGCCCAGGGCCUGUCUGGUGGACGUGUGACAGAUAUCGGAUGAACUGUUGGCUGAAGUGAGGGCUGAGUCAUCCUGGCUGUGCUGUUUCCAGUGGCCCUGCCUCUGGGAGUCCUGCCGGAGAAGGGUUAUCGUUGAAGAAAUAUGGACACCAACACCAAACUGAUCUUCAGCACUGUUUUUACCAGCUUUCUCACCUUUCAGCUUCUUUUCUACUUUAUAAGUUUCUGGUUUUCAGCAAAAGUUUCUCCAGGUUUUAAUAGUCUCAGCUUUGAGAAGAAGAUUGAAUGGAACUCAAGGGUAGGAUCUACAUGCCAUUCUUUGGUGGUUGGGCUUUUUGGCUUGUACAUUUUGAUUUUUGAUGAGGUUGCAAAGGCUGAUCCACUUUGGGGUGAUUCAUCGCUUGUGAAAGUGAAUAUCUCUAUUGCUUCCGGCUACCUCAUUUCUGAUUUGUUGAUUCUCAUUUUGUAUUGGAAAGUGAUUGGUGACAAAUAUUUUAUAAUUCACCAUUGUACAGCGCUGUAUGCAUACCACUUUGUACUGGGGGAUGGAGUCCUGGCAUACAUUGGGAAUUUUCGCCUGCUUGCAGAACUUUCCAGCCCUUUUGUGAAUCAGCGGUGGUUCUUUGAAGCUCUGAAGUAUCCUAAGUUUUCCAAGGCUAACGUCAUCAAUGGAAUACUCAUGACAGUGGUGUUCUUCAUCGUACGGAUUGUCUCAAUACCUCCUUUUUAUGGUUACAUUUAUUCCGUGAUUGGAACAGAAGCCUACAUAAGGCUUGGAUUUUUAAUCCAAUGUUCCUGGAUCUUUACUUGUGCUAUUUUGGAUGGGAUGAAUGUCAUGUGGAUGAUCAAAAUUACAAAGGGUUGCAUCAAAGUCAUCUCUCUCCUCAGACAAGAGAAAGCCAAAAGUAGUCUUCAGAAUGGAAAACUUGACUAAAGGUGGGCUACUGAUAAGCAUACUUCCAUACUGUCCACGUUAUAUCUACUGAUAGGAUGAAUUCUUAGCAUGUUCUUGUACUUCUUAUUAAUUAUAUUUGUUAUCGAGGGUUUCAGUGCUUUUUUUUUUUUAACCUUUAGAAAAGAGAAACUAAAACUUAGUUUUUAUUCCAAGAUUUCUGAUUUUCUUCUGCAUUAUAAGCAUGGAUAAAAUCUUAAAGGUUUAAAUAAAAAAUUAUAAAUAUAGUGGUGAAUCUUUUCAGAAAUCUGUUAACCUGCAUUGGUAUUUUUCUCUGUGAAAAGAUGACUAUGCUAAUUGGGUGCACUUGGUUUUAUGUCACCAAUUUUGCUGAAAGAAUGGGAACUGCUUUUAAAUUUGUAAAUAGCUCUCAACACUUUGUUGUACUGCACUCAUUUCUUACUGUGGCUGUCAAUACCCGUUUAGGGUUUAAUUUCUAAAUUGUUGAAAUGUUCUUUUCUUAGGCUAUUAGAAAUGAUGUAUUUUUUGUUUAGAUAUGCUAUCAUUUAUGAAUGAUAAAGUAUUUUGCUUACUUUGGGAAUAAUUAGUUCAGUCAUGGAAAAUACUUCUUUAAUUUUUAGAUUUUUCAGACAUCACUUUAUUAUUUCUAUUUUUAACAUUUUAUCAAAGUACUGCUUUUUUAUUUGUAGUAAGGCUUAAGACAGAUCUUACAGAGCUCCUUAAGAGAUGAAUUCCUCUUUCUAAAAGCAUGUUAUAGAUGACUAAUAGGUCAUUUUUAGGCUAAUAGGAGGAAUCAUUAAGAAAAAAGCUUUAACACUGCUGUCUCUGUUUCCCUUGCACUUUUUCCAUGAAAAAUAUAUUAUUUCUAUUUGUAAAACCUCCCGUAGGUUCAGAACCCAACAUCAUCAGUACCAAAGUGUUAAUGCAGUAUAUAUUUGUCAUGCUCCUAAUAUGACGUAGGCCUCUUCUUAAUGAGACCAAAACUCCAAAAAAUCAGUAUUCACAUUUUAGUCACAGUUUACACCUAUGCUUGCUUAACCAGCAUUUUGAGUGCUUUGAAUUUCUGUCUUUCCUGAAGGACAGGAAAAAAAAAAUAGAUAAUUUAAUCUAAGUAUUCCGAUUAUUAAUACCCUUGUCUCACGUGAUGAUAAAUUUAUGGCUGGUGACUCUGGUUUUUUGGUUUUGGGUUUUUUUGUGUAUGUGUAAGUAUAUGUUUGCUUUUUCUUUGGUUCUUACAACCCCAAUAUAGAAUUAUAUAAUUAGCUAUUAUUGCCUUUAUUUUUCUCGAGUACUUGAUUUUAAUGAUUGUUCUUACCUAAGAAAGAAAGAAAUUUAAUCAGUGA